Messenger RNA from Sebastes umbrosus (honeycomb rockfish), 8598 nucleotides. Its product is annotated as retinal-specific phospholipid-transporting ATPase ABCA4-like. The transcript is spliced from 50 exons. Lineage: Eukaryota; Metazoa; Chordata; Actinopteri; Perciformes; Sebastidae. Gene Ontology annotation, biological process: transmembrane transport; lipid transport. Gene Ontology annotation, molecular function: ATP binding; lipid carrier activity; ATP hydrolysis activity. Bases 826 to 7797 code for a protein of 2323 amino acids. The record is from RefSeq and is a predicted model, not a curated record. Gene Ontology annotation, cellular component: membrane; intracellular membrane-bounded organelle.
UGGAGUAGUGUGACAUGAUAUCCACCAUGCUACCUUAGCCACCAUGUUUGUGCAGGUUAAGCCUUGCUUUUUACCUCAGUUUUAGGGUAAGCUAGUUGUGUCUGUAGCGCUCACAGUUCACAGCCGGUUGAAGUGGGUUUAAUGCCCAACUGUCAAGCCUUCAAAUUCUCCAAACCUAAUUACUCAUGUCACCUGCUCUACAUUGUCGAGCUGCUCAGAGGGUGUGAGUCAGACACGUAUGUAACAAAAACGUCUUAUAUCCGGGUCUUGUAUUUCUUCUUAUGUAACUAAGUCAAAAUUAUUUUGUAGGUGUUUUAGCUGAAAUGUUGUCUUGCAGAGUGACAACAACUAUACAGGUACAUUUUUUGCUCAUGGAUGACGAUCAUUUAGGCUCUUAUUGUGAUCAAACCUGUGACCCCUCUCCACCACAGGGCAGUCUUUUCUCUCCACCUGACUUCACCCCUUUUCUCUCCAGCAGAUAUACCCCUAAAUCUCCCUCAAAAUGGAUGACUGUUGUCUUUUUCUCUGCCUGCCCAUGUUGAGCUGGGAGAUUAGAGCAAUCAGAUUAGGAGUGCUGCUGACCUGCAGGCAGAGGAGAGAGAGUGGGCAGCUAGGAGUCAUACCGAGCUCUCCUAUCUUGCUGUUUUCCACUACUUCAGCUGAACCUGUUUCUCUAGAUGUCGUACGACUUUUAUAUCUUUCCAUAAGAGGUAAGGAACAGCUUUGUUCUUUUGUUGACAAAAUAGGAUGUGCUGUAAGAUGAUGUACGAGCUGACAGGUUUGUCACAGUCUGAUGACCCCUUCCAGGGGUAAAGCUGCGGAGCAAUGAAGACAGGCUCUCAAAUCCGCCUGUUACUGUGGAAAAACUGGACUCUCCGCAAGAGACAGAAGGUUCGCUUCCUGGUUGAGAUCUGCUGGCCUGUGUUGUUAUUCAUCGGUCUGGUGUGGCUGAGGAAGGCCAAUCCACUGUACCAACAACAUGAAUGUCAUUUCCCCAACAAGGCCAUGCCUUCAACAGGGAUUCUGCCCUGGAUCCAGGGCAUCUUCUGCAACGUCAACAACCCCUGCUUCAGAUAUCCAACCAGAGGAGAGUCUCCGGGCGUCGUCUCCAACUAUAACAACUCAGUAUUGGCACGGUUCUACGUUGAUGUCCAAGAGCUUCUGCUACACGAGACGGAGGUCCAGCAGCUCGGCCGUCUUUGGCGUGACAUUUCGUCCUUCUCAAACUUCAUGGAAACGUUGCGCAACAACCCAUCUAUGGUGUCAGGUCGUGGGCUGAAGAUAGACGAUAUUCUGAAGGAUGACGAGGUUCUCACAUCCUUCCUUUUGCGGGACGCCGGCCUUUCGGAGUCUUUAGUCUACCAGCUCGUCAAUGCAGAACUACGACUAGAACAGUUUGCCUUUGGUAUCCCAGACCUGCAGCUGAAAGACAUAGCCUGCAGCCAGGCCCUGCUGGAGCGCUUCAUCAUCUUCCCCAGUCGCAUGGGGCUCCAUGGCGUCCGCAACGCCAUGUGUGCCCUCAGCCAGCAAAAGCUGCAGCAAAUAGAGGACAUCCUCUAUGCUAAUCUGGACUUCUUCAAAAUCUUUAAACUGAUGCCUCAGGUUAUUGACAGAAGCUCCGAGGGGAUUGACCUGCAGUUAUGGGGUCGGGUUCUUAAGGCGACGUCGGAGAAGAUCCAAGUUCUGAUGGCGCGGGAGAGCUCUCAGGAGCUCCUGAAGGCAGUUUCCUCUCUGUUUCAAGCCGGGGGUCCCGCUUCAUUCACCCAGCUGAUGUCCAGUGUGUCCAGCCUCUUCUGUGGAUACCCAGAGGGAGGCGGCUCCAGGGUCCUGUCCUUCAACUGGUACGAGGACAACAACUACAAGGUGUUUCUGGGGGUCAACGCCACCAAGAACUACAACUAUGUCUAUGACGACUCUGCCACUCCCUCCUGCAACGCCCUGAUGCAGACCCUGGAGGCCAACCCUGUCACAAAAAUUGUGUGGAAUUCAGUGAAGCCCCUGGUGAUGGGAAAGAUCCUGUACACCCCCGACUCCCCUGCCGUCCACAAGAUAUUAAAGAGUGCCAACACAACAUUCGAGGAGUUGGAGAGGUUGCAGAAUAUAUUGAAGGCCUGGGAGGAAAUGGGACCUCAGCUCUGGGCUUUCUUCCACAACAGUGUCCAGAUGAACAUGAUCAGGGACACGCUGAGAAACCCGACAGUGAUGCACUUCAUGGACAACAGUCUGGAAGACACUGAGUUUACCACCAAACACAUUCUUAACUUCCUGUACAACGGCCCAGAGGAAUACAGGGAGGCGGACAUGCCCAGCUUUGAUUGGAGGAACAUUUUCAACAUCGCCGACCAGAUUGUACGCAUAGUCAACAAGUAUGGAGAGUGCAUCAAGCUGGAUAAAUUUGUGCCUUACACGGAUGAGUCCCAGAUGACCCAUCAGGCCUUGUACCUGCUGGAGGAGAACAAGUUUUGGGCCGGCGUGGUCUUCAUGGACAUGUAUCCCUGGACUACCAGCGUACCCCCGCAUGUCAAGUACAAGAUCCGCAUGGACAUUGACGCAGUUGAGCGCACCAACAAGAUCAAAGACAGGUACUGGGACCCAGGCCCCAGAGCAGACCCCAUGGAGGACCAGAGGUACAUCUGGGGAGGCUUCGCCUACCUGCAGGACAUGAUUGAGCACGGCAUUAUCAAGCUUCACACGGGCAAAGACUGGCCGCUCGGGGUCUACGUCCAGCAGAUGCCGUAUCCGUGCUACGUAGAUGACCUCUUCAUGAUCACACUGAACCGCUGCUUCCCCAUGUUCAUGGUGCUGGCCUGGAUCUACUCUGUGUCCAUGACUGUGAAGAGCAUUGUGCUAGAGAAGGAGCUGCGCCUCAAGGAGACUCUCAAAGCCAUGGGGGUCAACAACGGAGUCAUCUGGUACACGUGUUUCAUCGACAGCUUCGUCAUGAUGACGGCGAGCACGGCGCUGCUCACCUCCAUCAUCAUGGGUGGAAAGGUGCUGAAUUACAGCAAUCCUGUCCUUGUCUUCUUUUUCCUGCUGACUUUCACCGUCGCCACCAUCAUGCAGUGUUUCCUGAUGAGCGUGUUCUUCAACAAGGCCAACCUGGCAGCCGCCUGCAGCGGCAUCAUCUACUUCACCCUCUAUCUGCCGCAUAUCCUCUGCUUCGCCUGGCAGGACCGCAUCACCACGAAAAUGAAGAUGGCUGCUAGCUUGUUGUCUCCAGUAGCCUUUGGCUUCGGGACAGAGUACCUGUCGCGGUAUGAGGAGCAGGGUUUGGGUCUGCAGUGGGACAACAUCAUGACCAGUCCGUUAGAGAAGGACACCUACUCCUUCCUCACCUCUAUCUUCAUGAUGGUGUUUGAUGCCGUCCUCUACGCCGUCCUGGCCUGGUAUCUGGAUAAUGUCUUCCCAGGACAGUAUGGCAUUGGUCGACGAUUCUACUUCCCAUUCCAGCCCUCAUACUGGCGAACACCCACACCCUCAUACACAGAAACGGCUGGUCAAGAUCCGGAGAAACCCGAACCAGACAACGUGGAGAAGGACGCUGAGAGCAGGGGCACACCGGAGACAUACACCUGUAAUGGUUCAGCCAGCAGGAAAGCCUGUAAGCACCAACGUAAGAGGGAUCAGCUGGAGAGAGAGAGGGAGCUGCGGAGACGACAAGAGGAACCUCCAACCCAGGAGGAGGAGUGUCAGGAAUCAGGGACCGAAGGUCAGUUGUUCUUUGAGCCCGACCCCGUGGGCCUGGUGUUGGGGGUGGAGAUUGAGGACCUGGUGAAGGUGUUUGAUGGAAGUUCCCGUCCAGCUGUCGACUGUCUCAACAUCAAUUUCUAUGAAGGCCAGAUCACAUCCUUCUUGGGGCACAACGGGGCUGGAAAAACCACCACUAUGUCCAUCCUGACCGGCCUGUUCCCUCCUACAUCUGGCACAGCCUACAUUAAUGGAAGCGACAUUAGGACUGACAUGGACACCAUCCGCGUUUCCCUAGGGAUGUGCCCUCAGUACAACAUCCUCUUCAAUCAUCUCACAGUGGAAGAGCACAUCCUGUUCUACUCACUGCUGAAGGGUCGGACUCAGGAGGAGGCAGAGAAGGAGGUUGAAGACAUGCUGGUGGACCUCGGGCUGCCUCACAAGAGAGAUGACGAGGCUCAGAACCUCUCAGGUGGUAUGCAGAGGAAACUGUCAGUUGCCAUGGCAUUUGUUGGAGGGUCAAAGGUCGUGUUCCUGGACGAACCCACCUCAGGAGUGGACCCAUAUUCCAGGAGAUCCAUUUGGGACCUCCUGCUGAAAUACAGAGAUGGCCGGACAGUGAUCCUAUCAACUCAUCACAUGGACGAAGCCGACCUGCUGAGCGACCGCAUCGCCAUUAUCUCCAAAGGACAACUCCACUGUUGUGGAUCCCCCCUCUUCCUCAAGAAUUGUUUUGGAGUUGGUUUCUAUUUGACACUUGUUCGCCGGAUGAAGGAUUUCAAGAAGAAGGAGAAUGAUUGUGACUGUGCCUCAGACUGCUCCUGUUCCUGCUCCAUCUGUACUAGUUACAAAGAUCAGUCUCACAACCCCUUGCAGCAUCUAGACAGAGUUCUGGAUGGGGAUAUAGACAGCAUCACCAGCCUCAUCCACCACCACGUCCCUGAAGCCAAGCUGAUCGAGAUGAUUGGCCAGGAGUUGACCUAUCUGCUCCCCAACAAGGGCUUCAAACAUCGAGCGUAUGCCAGCCUGUUCAGGGAGCUGGAGGAGACGCUUGGUGACAUGGGCCUCAGCAGCUUUGGCAUCUCUGAUACAUCACUAGAAGAGAUCUUCAUAAAGGUCACUGCCGAUGGAGAAGCAGCGAAUAAUGCCACCACUCCUGAACAGUGGAUGUUACAGCGGAGAAAAGACGACAGCAAAGUUGGUGUAGAGGGAGAUAAAGAACAUAACGGUGUGACGCAGUCUAACGGCACUGCCCGCGGUGCAUCAGACAGCAGUGAAGGAAAAGGCUCCAGGCAGGUGAAAGGGGCCUCUCUGAUCCUGAAGCAGUUCUAUGCGCUGAUAGUGAAGAGGUUUCACCACGCCAUACGGAGCCAGAAAGACUUCCUGGCACAGAUCGUCCUUCCUGCCAGUUUUGUCCUAAUAGCUCUGAUCUUCACCAUGAUCGUCCCUCCAUUCGGAGAAUAUCCCAGUCUGACUCUGACGCCCUGGAUGUACGGACAGCAGUUCACCUUCUUCAGUAACGAGCAACCAUUCGACCCCACAAUGAAACGCUUCACAGAUCGCUUACUGAACAGGCCAGGCCUGGGGACACGCUGCAUGGAAGGAGAACCACUAGGAAUGACCUGUAGUAACAGUACAACAGAGUGGGAGAAUCCCAACGUCUCUCCUGUGGUCAGCAACAUCUUACAGAGUCCAGAGUGGAACCAGAGAAACCCGUCUCCCUCCUGCCAGUGCAGCACCAGUAAGAAGCUCACCAUGAUGCCCAUCUGUCCCAUCGGAGCGGGAGGCCUGCCCCCUCGCCAACGAAUCGAGGCCACGGGAGACACGAUGCUGGACCUGACGGACAGGAACAUCUCUGACUACCUGGUUAAAACAUAUCCCAGUCUCAUCAGAACCAGUUUGAAGAGCAAAUACUGGGUGAAUGAACAAAGAUAUGGAGGUCUGUCAGUAGGAGGACAGCUUCCCAUCCUGGACGUCAACCCCGGAGACAUCCAGAAUGUUUUCCAUCAACUGGGACGAAUGCUCAACAUCACAGCGGGUUACUAUUCUGGACGUGCACUGAGGGAGACUGGUCCUUUCUUACGAUACAUGGAAAGUGAAUUCAAUAUAAAGGUAUGGUAUAAUAAUAAAGGCUGGCACGCCAUGGUGGCCUUCAUGAAUGUGGCCAAUAACGCCAUUUUACGGGCCUUCCUACCUCCGUCCGCCAAACCUGUCGAGUUCGGCAUCACCGCCAUCAACCACCCCCUGAACCUCACCAAGGAGCAGCUUUCUGAAGUUACAGUGUUGACCACUUCAGUAGACGCCGUGGUGGCGAUCUGUGUUAUUUUCGCCAUGUCCUUCAUCCCCGCCAGCUUCAUCCUCUACCUCAUCCAGGAGCGUGUGACCAAGGCCAAACACCUGCAGUUCGUCAGUGGGGUCAGCCCUUUAGUGUACUGGGUGGCCAACUUCUGCUGGGACAUGGUUAACUACUCUCUCAGUGCUGCAAUGGUGGUUGGCAUUUUCAUGGCUUUUGACAAAAAGUGUUACACAUCACCGUCCAACCUGCCAGCACUAAUAGCUUUGCUUCUACUAUAUGGGUGGUCGGUUACGCCCAUGAUGUACCCCAUGUCCUACCUGUUCAGCAUCCCAAGUACUGCAUACGUGUCCCUGUCCUGCAUCAACCUGUUCAUCGGCAUCAACACCAGCGCCAUCACCUUCAUCCUAGAGCUUUUUGAAAACAAUCGGUCUCUGCUGAUGUUCAACGAGUGGCUAAAGAAAUGCCUGCUGGUGCUCCCUCACUUCUGCCUGGGGCGAGGACUGAUAGACAUGGCCAUGAACCAGGCAGUGACUGAUGUUUAUGCCAGAUUCGGUGAAGAGUACACAAAGGACCCUUUCCGGUGGGACUUUGUGGGGAAAAAUAUUGCUUUCAUGGCAGUGGAAGGCUUUGUCUACUUUAUUUUCAAUCUUCUGCUCCAGUACCGGUUCUUCUUGGACCACUGGUUGUCAGACUACAAGCAGACUUCAAUACGAGAUGAGGACGAUGACGUGGCAGCAGAGAGGCAGAGAAUUCAUAAUGGAGGGAGCAAGACAGACAUCCUACACAUCAGAAACCUCUCUAAGACGUAUGUGGGCAGGAAGAGGGCAGCUGUGGACCGGAUUUGUGUGGGUGUCCCUGCAGGAGAGUGCUUUGGUCUCCUGGGAGUUAAUGGAGCUGGAAAGACGACGACCUUCAAAAUGCUGACUGGUGACACUGAUGUCAGCUCCGGGGAGGCCACUGUGGCUGGUUACAGCAUCCUGAAUGAGAUUCUGGACGUGCACCAGAACAUGGGCUACUGCCCUCAGUUCGAUGCAAUCGAUGAGCUCCUAACCGGCAGGGAGCAUCUGUACCUCUACGCUCGUCUCAGAGGGGUACCUGAGUCAGAGAUCCCCAGAGUGGCAGAGUGGGGCAUCCAGAAGCUGGGUCUGACAGAGUACGCCGGCCGCUUUGCAGGGACCUACAGUGGAGGCAACAAGCGCAAACUCUCCACAGCCAUCGCAAUGAUUGGUUGUCCGGCACUGGUGCUGCUGGACGAGCCCACGACGGGGAUGGACCCCCACUCCCGACGCUUCCUGUGGAAUGCCAUCAUGAGCGUCAUCCAGGACGGCAGGGCCGUGGUGCUAACAUCACACAGUAUGGAGGAGUGUGAGGCCCUCUGCACUCGACUGGCCAUCAUGGUCAAUGGGACUUUCAAGUGUCUGGGUACCAUCCAGCAUCUGAAAUACAAAUUUGGUGAUGGCUACGUAGUGACAAUGAAAAUCAAGGCAGCUAAAGCGGGCUUGUCCCCAGACCUGGAGCCUGUCGAGAGCUUCAUAGAGAGCAGCUUCCCCGGCUGCAUUCAGAGGGAGAAGCAUUACAACACGCUGCAGUAUGAGAUCGCCUCCUCCUCCCUAGCCAGGAUAUUUCAGCUGGUGGUGGCCAAUAAAGAAAGGCUCAGCAUCGAAGACUACUCUGUUUCCCAGACAACACUGGAUCAGGUGUUUGUCAACUUUGCCAAGCAACAGACAGGAGAGGACGACGACAUAACGUUACACAGACGAACUGCAGGUGCAAGAAAAGAAGUCAAGAUCUCCCCAAUGCAGAGGAAAACAUGAAAAUGUCACCUGUAAAUGUACAGAGACACAGAUGUAAAGGUUAUAUUUCACUAGCCAAAUUGCUUUUUAGAAUAGAGACGAGCCUAGCCAGUUAACCUGCCAAAGUGACUGGUAGAACAGUUCAUGUUUCCAGCCACAGACAAACUUUACAAGCCUUUGGCUGCAAACGGGAGUUAAUCUUCCACGAUAUCAAAAAACAAGUAUGUCCGACUCAUCACUUGGACAUGAAAUCAUAAGUGUUAACAGCAGAAACUGAUGCAGAAACAGCUGGUUCUUCAUCUGAAAUACGGAAAAGAAAGAUAUUUUUGCUUAGAUUGACUGGCUUGUAUAAAUGUGUACAUAUUCUGUGUGUAAUGAAUACUUAAGCACCUUAGAAGCAGUAUUUUUUUAUGUUUACAUUAACACACACACCUCAAUUUUAUGUGACACAUGUAAACAAAUGUUAUUUAAUGUUGGUUGUCUAUUUUUUUUCCAAAAAAAAAACAUAUUUAUUAUCGCGUCUUUUCUUUUCGGUCAUUCACUGUUGUAUAUUUAAGUAUUUCUUUGACUGCCCUGUUUCAUACAUUGCCAUGUUAUGUUGUUCUCCAGUGUCAGUACAAAAUAAUCUAAAAUAUUCCUCCUGAGGGAUUCAAAUUGAGAAGAAAAAGCUAAUUAGAUAAAUAUAGCUCUAGAUGAAGAGGAAUUAUAUUUUGUAUCUGACCAAAUAAAACUUAAAUAUGCUUUAUACUUCAUGCUCUUAACUAGCUGAUUUGUACUGAAUCAUCAGUCCCAAAUAAAACAGUCCCAAGUUUCAUAAAUGUA